Bicyclus anynana (squinting bush brown) is the source of this 1024-nucleotide messenger RNA. Its product is annotated as exosome complex component RRP43. NCBI's taxonomy places the organism in Eukaryota, Metazoa, Arthropoda, Insecta, Lepidoptera, Nymphalidae. Gene Ontology annotation, cellular component: cytoplasmic exosome (RNase complex); nuclear exosome (RNase complex). The record is from RefSeq and is a predicted model, not a curated record. Bases 167 to 1012 code for a protein of 281 amino acids. Gene Ontology annotation, biological process: nuclear polyadenylation-dependent mRNA catabolic process; U5 snRNA 3'-end processing; TRAMP-dependent tRNA surveillance pathway. The transcript is spliced from 5 exons.
UAGUUGUAGUCUGUGAUGUGAUUUUUAGGCAAAGAUACGUUUUGCUUUUGUGAUUUGUUUGUUUAUUUAUUUUAUCUAACUAAAAUUUGAAACCCGUGUUUAGAAGUGCAUAAAAACUUCAGAAAGUUUAGCUUAAUUAGUGACAAUUGUGUAAAUUACUCAAAAAAUGACAGAAGUAUACAAGCACAUACAUCCCUCCAAAUAUUUUAAUGAUUAUAUUAACCAAGACGUUCGUCCAGACGGUAGAGAUUUCGACCAGCAACGUGAUGUUAUUAUCAACAUUAAUGGAAUAACCUCGGCGGAUGCCUCCGCGAUUGUGAAAUGUGGGAAUACUACGGUUGUUUGUGGUAUCAAGUUGGAACUAGCAAGACCCAAAGCUGAGGAACCUGAUAUAGGGUUUCUAAUAUCUAAUGUAGAACUUUUGCCUCUAUGCUCGUCAAAGUUCCGCCCAGGACCCCCUUCAGACUAUGCUCAAGUCAUCAGCAAUAUAGUAUCAGAUAUUGUGAUAAAUUCAAAAUGUGUUGAUUUAAAAGAUCUAUGUGUUGUAACUGACAAACUUGCUUGGGUUAUAUACUGUGACUUGGUCUGCUUGGAUUAUGAUGGUAGCAUUGUGGACGCCUGUAUCAUUGCUUUAAUUACAAGUUUGAAAACAUUAUCUUUACCAACUGUGACUUAUGAUAAUGAAACAGAAGAAGUCAAAGUGGAUACUGGUGUAAAAAUACCUCUGCAAGUACAUGGUUUACCAGUUGCCACUAGUUUUGGUAUUUAUCAUAAAUUGCCAAGGAACAUUAUAUUGGCCGACCCAUCAGCUUAUGAAGAGGAAAUGUGUGGUGGUAUUGGAGCUAACCUUAUUGUAUGUUGGAACAAGGGACUUUUCUGUGGAAUACAAAAAUUUGGUGGCUGCAAUCUGUCGACAGAAGAUGAAAAGCGAACAAUAUCCUUAGCUAAACAAAGAUGUAAACUUGUUGAACAAGUAAUUGAAACCUGUAUAAAAAAUGGAGAAGUAAAAUGAAAUUUUUUGGUA